This is a messenger RNA of Porites lobata, 12317 nucleotides long. NCBI's taxonomy places the organism in Eukaryota, Metazoa, Cnidaria, Anthozoa, Scleractinia, Poritidae. The record is from the annotation of a GenBank genome assembly.
AAUUUUGUCAAAGUCAUUCCAACAUGGCGGCCGGAACGGCUGUAAUGCAUUUUCCCAGUCCGAGAAGCACCGUGAAGAAAGAAGAACCGGCUCGCAGAGUCCACAAGAUCAAAGCAGAUGAGGUGAUAAUAGAUACUUUUGGUCAGAGGGCAAACUGCAGAGCAAUUUUGCGUUGAAAAACUUUAAAAGUUUGUCAUGUGGUUGUACAUGACGACAUCUUUUGAUCGAAAAUUUAGACCUUUUGUGCAAUGAGGUUCGGCGUAACACGCUAUCUAUUUCGGACAAUUAUUAGAAGUAAGAGUUUUUUUCAGCCACUUUUGACAUCGAAAGUUAGAUUGUUAUUUCUUUGAAAACUAAGUAACCUGAUAUAAAUCUCAUCUUGUGGGCCAUAGGAAUAGUUUUUGUCAGGAGAUCUCUUUGCAUUGUAUGAAGUUGGUAGAUCUUUUACUUCCUAAUUAACCGUGGCUCAUUGAUUCUGUUACUUCAAACAAGAGCUAGCUUAUUAUCUACUUAAUCAUUAUAGAUUUUUAGAUAAUACUUUCGAUCGGUGACAGUUUCCAGUGCUUUAAACUUACCGAAUCAUUGGUCCAUUGUUUCAGAGUCUUGUACAGUAUGAAUGCUUACUUUACAAGUUUUUGCGCAGUUUAAGCUUCCCUUUUUUUUAAUUUCCUCAUUAUGUGUACCAGUUCAAUGUCAUGAAUAUACAGCUUUCCUGUUUCACCAGUGGCUCUAAAAAGUUAUUAGUUUAACUUUUUAUACCAUCUCAUGCACAAGUGUUAAUGUUGCAGCUGUUUCUUAUGUGGUAACUGGUCAUUUCACCUCCAAGUCAUUUUGCCCUGAUUACUUAGCCCCCUAUUUUCGAGUCGUUUAGCAUGCUUCAAAUGUAAUAUUCCUCGUUCUAUAAGCCAUAAAGCGAAACAAGGGUGCUUCAAAUAUAACAUUCCUCGUUCUUUAAACCAUAAACCAAAACAAGCAUGCUUCAAAUAUAAUUUUCCUCGUUCUAGAAUAGGGGGCUAAGUAACCGGAGCGAAAUGACGUGGGGGCGAGAUCACCCAUAACCUCUUUUGUUUAUAAUCUUAAAAGCAAUACCCAACUUUAAUCGAGUUUAACCCAACUUUUUUAAACUUUUAUUUGUGAUUAUUUUUGCAGUAAAUUACUGAUAUUUGGCAAUACAUUAUUUUGUUGUGUCGAAAUCAAAUAUAAAUAUUUAUUUGAUAAGAAAAACAAGACAACUAGUAAUUAGGCCUUGUUAGGGUAAAUUCCAAUAAGUGACAUGGCCAUUAAACGCAAUGAAGUGGCGGCAAACGACAUAAAGAUGGGUUGAAUAUCGACAAGGACGUGGCCUACUCCUCAAAACGUGAAAGAAACAUGUUUGAAAUGCAGACUAAAAUUUUUUAACCUAGGUUGAUUCUCUAUUUCCUUUGUCUCUUAGCCUUAAUUAUGAAUUUAUAUGGACUUGGAGAUAAUUAAUUAGGGUGUGGAGGCAUGUGUGGCCGUCGUUGUUUCCUUAAGCAAGGAACUUUACUCUACUUUGUCUCUCUUCACCCAGGUGUAUAAAUGGGUACCAGCAACAUACUGCUGGGGGUUAACCCUGUGAUGGGCUAGCAUGCCAUCCAGGGGGGAGUAGCAAUACUCCUAGGCAUGCUUCAUGCUGCAGAAACUGGUAUAAACUCCGGCCGUGUGGGCCUUUGGCUCGUGUGGGCCUUUGGCUCGUGUGGGCCUUUACCUUACCUUAGGUGAUAAAGGAAAUUGAGAAUCAACCUAGGUUAAAAAAUGUUAACCUGAAUAUAAAUUUGACCAGUGGCAUAUAUGUACCCUCUCACCCCACCCCACUAAGAGGGCCUCAGUCUUCAGAGUUAUCAAGUUUGUUUUUCUUUCAUGCAGUCUUUCAAACUGAAAGUGAUAAAAAUGGGUUCUAGUUCAUCAUUGGUGAUACAGCACUAAAGCGAAUCGUUAUUUUCUUUAUUACAACCCCUCUUUCCUAGUGCCUUGUAAAGUAUAUGUUGUGGUUCAAUUUUAUCCUUGCUUUAAAUUUUAUUUUCUUUUGUUUUUGGGUAUGGCAAUUGUUUGUAUGGUAAUGUAUGAUAAUGAGUUUGAAACAAAAGAAAAGAAAAUUUAAACCAAGGAUAAAGUUGAACCACAACAUAUGUAACGUUGAAAACAAAAUUUAGAAUAAAAGCAUCUUUUUGUAAUUUCAUCUUUUCCUCUUUUUGUUCAAGAUGGAAGUUGAAGAAGAGAAACAACAUGAAGGAAUCCAGCAGUAUUAUAUUACCAAGAUAGAGUCACUCCAGGUAUAAUCAGCAUUCAUGAGCAAUAUAUUGUGAUACAUUUUAUUUCUUUUUUGUCUAUUUCUGUAUUAAAGGGAACAUGGAACAGGUUCCCAAGUGACUUCUGAUCUUAAGUUUAAGUCUCCCUUUGAUUUUCAAUCAUAAUGCAAGGAAAAUUGGAAGGAGAAUUUAGUAAGUUAUUAAAAGUCAUAGAAGGCUAUAUUCCGGCACUUCUUUAUCAGUGGUGAAUUAAAAAAAAAACACGAAGGUGAUCUUGAGUAGUGAAAUAAUGGUAGUUAAAUAAUAAUAAUAAUAAUAAUUAUUAUUAUUACACACUGUAUGCAUUUAAGGUCGCGGACAUAAGAAUUGAUUGGUCCAUCUUCUGAGCCAGAGCUCCAUGAUAAAAAUGCUCCACAAAUUCCUUUAAUGUUAAAAUAAUCUGAAGCUUGAACUGGAGAUAACAAAAAUCUUGUUAAACCUAUAAAGUAAGUCUAUUGUUAGUUUAAUGUCUUGUCUUCGUAAUGUUAUUGUACAUGUUUUCUGUGUUUUAUCAGCAGCAAUGUUGGUGUUACACAAUACAAAUGACUGUUGAUAAAACUGACUCCUUUUUCCCUUACAGAUGGUUGUGACAGAAGAAAUCAAGAACUUGAGAAGGCUUGAGGCCCAGAGAAAUGAGCUUAACGCUAAAGGUAAGUUCUUUACUACUUUCUUUGAAGACAGAAGUUAAAACUCAUAAACUUAAUAAUAGCAGCAGUUUUAUUUCAUAAGUAUAAGUAUUUGCAGUUGCUUGGGGUUUGAGUUUUCUUCCUUGUAUUAAUAUUAAUAAUUUAUUUUGCAUUAUUUUAUAGUGCGAAUGUUGAGGGAGGAGCUGCAGUUGCUGCAAGAGCAAGGGUCGUAUGUUGGUGAGGUGGUCAAACCAAUGGACAAGAAGAAAGUUUUAGUAAAGGUAUGUCUAACUUAUGACACAGCUUGGAAGCAACUGGGAGGAAGUAAAUGUCUGAUUUUUGUAUGUUAACAGAUGGAACGUACAUGUAUUAAAAUUAAUACCAGUAGUCGGCCUGCCAUUAUUGAAGGGUGUUUCAGUGUCUUGAGACAUAUUUUGAGGAAUGCUUUGCAGGAAAGACUUCUGCAUUUCUGGGUCAGAAAUUUCAUGCUGAUGAUGUUAAUCAAUUUUUACAAUCUACAUAUGUAAUCUAAUAUUUAUUAGUUUCCAGAUGUAAAUGUACAUGUAUUCGACUUUAUGUUUCUCCCCACCUAAUACAUUAAAAUUAUUUUGUGUUCUUCUGAGAACUAGCACAGCGAAACCAGAAUGCUUCUUUUAAAGAAGAAUAUAUUCCAACCGUAAUUACUUUUUUAGGUAAAUCAGGGUUCGCACAGUCUUAAAAAGUCCUUGAAUUCUAGGGAAAGUCCUUGGAAAGUCCUUAAAUAUCUGUGUCCUUGAAAAGUCCUUGAAUUUUCUUCAACUUUGAAUGAAGUGGCCUGGAGAGUUUUUAUGCUUUUUGGUUGUGCAAGACAGAAUAUACAAAUAUAAAUCAUAGCUCAUAGAAAUUAAAGGUGAUUUACAUAAAGCAUUUUUGUCUUAUGCAAUAAUAACAAUCAAUUUAAGACUAACCUGCGUAGCAAGCGUUUCCAAUCGAGUUAUUGUACAAAAGUUCUCAUCCCAACUUUCUCGAUGAACUCACGCGGAAAUGCUUGCGUCGCACGCUAAUUUAAGACAAGUGAACUGAAAAAUUUGAAGAAGUUGGUGGAGCAAAUAGUUUAAGCCUUACAACCCUGUUAGAAUGAACUGCCAAAGUGCAUUUUUGCGCAGUCUCUGAAAUUACUUACCUGGUAAGUGGUCCUUGAAAAGUCGUUAAAAUGGUUGCAACUUUUGUAUGAACCCUGUAAAUUGUUUGGGACCUUCUGUCUUUUGUCUCCUGUUCAUAAACAAUAGCUUGAGAGUAUUACUACUAUGUCCACCAAUCAGGGUUCCUGACCAGAUGCUGAACUGACUUAUAUCAUCAGCAUGGAAUUUCGAAAACGUUGUUAGGAGCGUGGAGAGAUGGCUGUAUUUGCAGGCUAUUUUCUGUGCUGCUAUUAGCCUAAAUUACUGUCAGUAUAUCAUACAUGUAAUCAGCAGAGUCUUCCUUUAAGAACUGUUGGCUUAACUUACAUGUUAAUGAUUUUGUUUUGCUUCCUACAGGUUCAUCCAGAAGGGAAAUUUGUAGUUGAUCUUGAUAAGUCAAUUGACAUGUCUGAGGUAAGAUGAUAAUGAUUCAUUAUUGAGGAGCGGACGCUGGUUCCUAUCGAAAAGCUGUUACUUUUUUUUCUAUAUCCAUAAAAGCAAUACAUGUACAGUGUACAUAAAUUAGAUAAAUAACAAUAAUUGUAUUAUUUGCCAGCUUUGGGUCAGUCUAGAUCAUGAAAUACACUGUACAGUGAGGACGGUGUUGACAAUGCUGACCAAGGCCGCAGACUGAGGUCAGCAUUUUCAAGGUCGUGACAUAAUUUUCAUAAUCUGGGUCUUUUAUCUGGCAAAGAACAUAUCCAUAUGCAUGUAUACAUGUAUGAUGGGCAAGUGACCAGACAAUUGAUAAGUUUAAGGGAAUGAGAUGUUAUUGGAUUGUGAUCAACUGUGUGUUUUCCCUUUUCAGGUUACACCAAACUGCAGAGUAGCACUAAGAAAUGACAGUUACACUCUUCACAAGAUACUGCCCAACAAGGUUUGAAAUUUUCCGCAAUUACCAUAUUUUUGAGUAAGGUGCAUUGCUGCUGUGCCUAAUAACUAAAAUAAUUUUGGUACUUGUAGGUAAACUAUGAUACAUUGUACUCUCUGUUUGUCUUCUCAUUGGCUAAGGACCAACAGUAAAUUUUCAUCUUGAGAACUACAUGUAUCCACCAUUUAUGUUCUAAUAAUGUACUUGUAGAAAGAUUCCUGUAUCAUAUAUAAGGAGUGACUAGGGUUGGGUUGUAGGUAGUAGUACUAAACAAUUAUUAUAUCAGUGUUCUCACCAGGAUUUUGCCUUGGGGAGUCCCAGGGCCCCCUCUUCUGAGAAAUAGGGGCCCUGUAAGAACAUUAGGGGGACAAAGUUACAAAAAACACGCGGCACGAAGAACCUGAGCCCGCACUCCAAAUUUUCUGUUACAUGAAGUACCUACCUGAUCCAAUAUGGCAGAAGAGGUGUUUACGAUUCGGAGGAGGAGUUUACGAUGUAGUGGGACGUGCGUGGGACCAAUGAAAGUAAAGGCAACAAAAUUAAAAACUUUGACUCAUUUGAUAUCAUGUUUUUCAUUUAUUCAAACAAACAGAAUGCUUUAGUGUUAGGUUGACCAUUAAAACUACUUAAGUCAGUUUGACUCAUAGCUUGCCCCUGCGCCCUAACGGGCGCAUCUUCUUGGUCUUAAUGCGCCAUUUCAGUUUUUCUUGCGGGAAUCCCACAAGGCCGUGGCCUGGUGAGGACACUGUUAUAUUGUGUUAUUAACCGAGAGUAUUAAACUGUAGCUCGGAAAAGAAAGCAACAGUGAUAUUGUUAACAUUUUAGGUGGACCCUCUUGUCAGUUUGAUGAUGGUUGAGAAGGUUCCUGAUUCCACUUAUGAGAUGGUGGGUGGACUAGACAAACAGAUCAAAGAAAUCAAAGAGGUAUGUUGUAAAGAACAUUGGGCCAUUCUAAGGCCUUUUUCUGUGAGCUUCCAGGAGAGCCACACACCAAUCUUUGGGUCUCCUUUAGUUGCUUGGGUGUCCUUUUUCUAUAUACACGUAGGCAUUACAAUCUUGAUUUUUGUGUGAGGAUGACUUGGAAUGGCCAGCAGUAUCUUUAUAACUCAAUUUAAGUACAUGUUACACACCUAUUGCACCCAAGUGUCCGAUAUUAUUUUUGCAACUGUCUGCAUUAAUUAAGAACUCCUGGUCACCUUUAAUACAGCAUAGGAUCACUGCGAUGCCAUGAUGUAAUGCCCUGCCAACUUAUCCAUGAAAAUGUCUGUACACUGUGUACACUGUACAUAACUAUGCUUUGGUUUUAUGAGAAUGGCAAGGAGCUAGCCAUGUAAGAUAAUGUUUUUCUUUCCUAUAGGUCAUUGAACUUCCUGUAAAACAUCCUGAGCUUUUUGAAGCCCUUGGGAUUGAUCAACCAAAGGUAUGAUUAUUUUAUUUUUUCAACCACUCAGCAUUAUUUAUUAGCAUUUCAAUUGCAUGAAUGAAGCAGCCUACAUCAGAUAGCUAAUGACUGUAACAUCAAAGGUUGAUGCUGAGCUGUGUAUUGCACACAUCAGAGGUUUCUCUGCUGUGGUUCAAUUUUAUCCUUUGUCUAAAUUUUCUUUUCUUUUGUUGCAGACUCAUCAUACAUAACCUUUCCCAAAAACAAUGGAAAACAAAAUGAAAACUAAGGACGAAAUUGAAAUAUAUGUGCAAUAUACAGCAUCUGCAUGCACACAUUGUGGUGUGUUUAUUGACCUCAAAAAAGCUUUUGAUACCUUUGACCAUAAUAUUCUGCUAGACAAGCUCAACUUCUACAGCUUUCAUGGAUUAAUCAACCAAUGGUUUCCUCAUAUCUCAAUAACCGGACCCAAACUACUCAAAUUGCUGAUCACAUAUCAAAUAAAGCCAUAAUCAAGUUUGGAGUUCCUCAAAAGUUCCGUUUUAGGUCCUCUUCUCUUUUUGCUGUAUGUUACUGGUAUCGACCAGUGCUCUACUAAACUUACAUUGUAUCUCUUCACUGAUGAUACAAAUAUACUUUUUGCUGAAAAAAAUUGAAAGUUCUUGAAACACUGAGUCAAUAAUGAAUUGUGCCAACUCUACGACUGGUUAACAUCUAAUAAGAUGUCCAUAAUUCUUCAUGAUAAUAAAAGCCGAAUUCUAACUCCAUUAGUAAAUCCAAAAAUAAUUCCUAGUUUAAAAACUUUGUAAUCUUUCAUCCUAAACAACUGUUUCUUCCUGGGUUUUUAGCUAUUUUUUCGACUAGUUCUUACUCUUGAAACUGUAUUUUUUCACGCUCACAACCAAAACAACUCAACCUCGUCCACCAGGUAAAAUUCAAAUUUGGCAAGACACUGCUUGAAUCCCGUAAAUCCAACUUUGUAAUCUUUCAUCCUAAACAACUGUUUCUUCCAGGGAGUAUUACUGUAUGGUCCACCAGGUACAGGCAAGACACUGCUUGCCCGAGCUGUAGCACACCACACUGAGUGCACAUUCAUUAGAGUUUCUGGAUCCGAACUGGUGCAGAAAUUUAUUGGUGAAGGAGCUAGGAUGGUUCGAGAACUGUUCGUUAUGGCAAGGUAAAAUAAGAAUAGGUAGAAGUUGUUACAUCGCUUUGCUUUGGUAGCAAAAUUCUGGGUCUCAACAAACUGUGGUCCUGCAAAUAUGGCAGAAAAAGAAAAAACAAACAAAAAGUGGACAUGUGUGACUUUCUGUGCAUAAUUACAAGCAGGAAUAAAAGAGUAGCCUAUACUUUUUUGGAAUUCAAUUUUUUUUUCUGAGCCCUGCAAAUACAUGCAAAGGAAUUAUUUACUACAGUAGUCUCUGCUCUUUAUCUUGUUAUUAUACUUGUGUCUUCAAACAACUUGUGAACCUCUUCACAUUAAUUAAUUUUGAAAUGUUGUUUUUAUUAAUUCUUUUAGGGAACAUGCACCCUCCAUCAUUUUCAUGGAUGAGAUUGAUUCUAUUGGGUCUUCAAGAUUAGAAGGAGGGUCAGGAGGUAAGAUAUGGCUGUUUGUUUGUUUGUUUUUAUUUAUUUACCAAAUGUUAUCUCUUGGUUAUUACUUGCGUCAGCAAUAAGAGGUGCAUGUACUGUCCAUGUAGUUCCUAGGUGUUGCUGCAGAGCAUUGAAUAUUUUUUGUAGAGUCUAGAGUGAGAGAGGGUGGAAAAUGAUUAGUCAAAUUAAUUAAUCCAUUUAAUCAUUAAUUUAGUUAUCAGCUGCAUACUGCCCACUGAUCUAGCCUAUCACCUUUAGGGCAUAAUCACAGCACUGGUGGAAAACAAGCAGUCUAAUGCAGAUGUUUGUGUUUUAAGCGAGCAAUCUUUUUUCCCUUUCACAUACAAUGUAUGCUGUAGUUAUCCACAACAACUUUGUAGAGCUUGUGGAAGCCAAGUUUCUGUUUUGCAAACAACAUAAGUAUCCAGUUAGAAUGGUUAGCACUCAUGUAGUCAUUAAUUGCAGAGGUGAAGAAAAAACUUUUUCCCCUUCACAUAUGCUAUGGUUAUCCAUAAGAACUUUGCAGACCUUUUAAAAGCUUAGUUACUAUUUUCCAGACAAAUUUCCGGUUUGAAAUGUUGACAUUUAAGUGAAUAUUUGUUUGUGAAACAGGUGACAGUGAGGUACAAAGAACCAUGUUGGAAUUGCUAAACCAACUUGAUGGGUUUGAAGCAACUAAGAACAUCAAGGUUGUCAUGGCAACAAACCGCAUAGACAUCUUGGAUUCUGCUCUUUUGCGACCAGGACGUAUUGACAGAAAGAUUGAAUUCCCACCCCCAAAUGAAGAGGUGAGGCUAUGAGGAUCUUUGAAUUUAUUGCCUGGUGCUUUCAGUGUUGUUAGGUGUGAGGACCCUUCCUCAAGUGACACGCCUUAUUUUCUCUACGUCGUUACUACCUGAGAUCCUGCGCGGCACAUGCUAGAUUUGUGCAAGCUUUUGGGCUCCAUCUACACUACAUUUUGCUGGAUAAAUUAAUUUGAAAACACCACUUGUCUACGUGAUGAUGGGAGUACUUGAAGUUGCACUUCCAAACUUUAAAAGUCUUUUGUUGGGGCAAUUUCCCCAGACACCCUUCUCAGGCCAACCCCCUUUGGAAAGGUAGCUUGUUCACAGACCCUCUAUUUUCUCUUCAAAGUCCGUCGAGUGCUGGUGAUAAAAUAUAAACAGCAGGGAUUUAUUGACCACCAGUGCAAUCGGGUAGUGGUGGGGGAAGAAGAAAUUUCGAAAAGAACAAAUAGAAAAAUAAAACAACGUCUGUGUACAGGCUACUGGGAAAGGGGUAACUUGAAGUUUGUUGAGUGCCCUGAAUUUUGUGGAAAAUCGGUGUUUGGCUUAAACAACUUGAAUUUUGUUUUUUGCAUUGUUUUUUUUUAUGAAGCAAAAUAAAUUCUUACUUAGUUCUUCAUGUCAUUCUUAAUUACUCGCACAGGCCAGAUUGGAUAUCCUGAAGAUUCACUCCAGAAAGAUGAAUUUAACCAGAGGUAUCAAUCUCAGAAAGAUUGCUGAACUUAUGCCUGGUUCAUCAGGGGCUGAAGUCAAGGUACAAAUUUAAUGCCACCCUUUUAUGUGUUUUCAUGAAAUCAUGUAAAAUGUUGAGUAGUCAGUGAGUAAAACUGUCUGUCCGUCUGUAAGUCACUCUAAAAGUUGGUCAGUCAGUUAGUAAGUGAGUUGCUGUAGUUGGUUGAAGUUGCAGGAGUUUAGAUUGAAAGAUUGACUUGUGUAACAAGUUUGAUGAACCAAGUACAAUCUCUAAGCUAAAGGAGCUGGAUCAUGAGGUUCUUUCUUCAGUAUAGUGCCUUACUGCUAUGUCACAGCCUAACUGGCGUAGAUGUGGAAGUUGUAAUGCCACCUCCUCAUUCCCAGUGACAGUAGUGUAGGACAUGGUGGUACGAACUCAUUUUCACAAAUCAUACACAUAAAACCAACAGUUGAACAGGUAGUUGAACUGCCAGUUCAGCUGUUGGUUUUAUGUGUAUGAUUUGUGAAAAUGAGCUUGUACCACCAUGUCCUACACUACUACUGACCCUCUCAUGGCAACCUGUGUGGUAAGCAUUUGAAAGGGAGUGGGAAAGUGGACAAUACAGAAAAAAAUGGUACAUUCUUCAUGUUUUUGCCCAUCCAUUUUUCCCCUUUCCCCUCCCCUGUAGAAUACUUGCCAUGGAUGCUCACUCCUUAUGGCAGGGAGAAUUUCAACAAGUUAAGGGUUGAGGGUGUUUUUUCAUGAUGUUGAAAAACAGCAUAAGGAUCAAGUCAAUACCUUUGUAACAUUUGUACCUGAAUAGCUCAUUAAUUCACGGUAGCGUGUUUUGUUUAUGGCUGACGUUUUAGAAAUGAGAAUUUCAAAGUGGAUCUGUGAUAUUUUUAGGGUGUUUGCACGGAAGCUGGUAUGUAUGCCCUGAGAGAAAGAAGAGUUCAUGUUACACAGGAAGACUUUGAAAUGGCAGUGACAAAGGUAGGCUGCCUGUGCAGUAAACCCUUACUUGAUGGAUCACACCAAAUAUUCAAAUACUGCGUGCUAGUUAACGUCAUCAUAAACGUUUUUUGAAUUUGGAUAAUUGCUAAUACCUAAAUACAUCAUUCUAGUGCUGUCAGGUCCUUGAGGAUACUGCAGCCUCUUUCCCUCAGAAAAUUGCGGUAAACAUUCGCAAUAGUCACCAGGCUCCGGUUGUUGAAGAGGUUGAUAACGCUAUCCAUUGGAGAAAUCUCUAUCCAGUGGAUAGCACAGUUGGUUUCCCUAACACUUAUCCACUGGAUAGUGAUUUAUACUGUGGAUAGCACUAUCCAGCUUUCUUGUAUAUAGGUCUUAGAAAUUCCUUCCCUUUUUUACUGUAAGUACGAACCCAGAGUUACGUGUAGUUACCAUGACAGCCACAUUGUAACCUUGACCUUUAUAAAAGCGGUGACUUCUCAUAACCUGUAGUACUUUUGUCCUUGUCUGUUUUAAUUGGUUCGUAGUCAAUUUUACCAUAACAGUGCUAUAAAUACAUUUGUUUAUGGUGUUUAGGUCAGCGUUUUCUUUCAUUUUGGCAAGUCUUAGCUGUAUUAUCUAGCACUGAGGUUAAAAGUGAUCCAUUUUUCGUGUAUUCUAAACCCCUUUUUUAUCUUCAUAUUCAUAGGUGAUGCAGAAAGAUUCAGAGAAAAAUAUGUCGAUCAAGAAACUCUGGAAGUAAAAAUCCUGGCUUCAAGUUCCAAUCAUAAAGUUAAAAUAACAAUUGAUUUUCUAUACCCCACUGCCUGCUAUUAUUUUUAAUUGUAAUGUCGGUCUAUCAAACACCCAGAUAACAGGCAUUAGAAAAGAAAUGCGACUCUGAUAAUCUUCACAAGGGAUGGCCCGCAUUUUUGGGAUAGACUCCCAUCAAGGAUUGGUUGUACAAAAUAUUUAAGAUAGCGUCUUUGCACACCUUUCCUAGGAUCCAAGAAGGACACACUAUUUUGUCAUAGAUUAGCAUGAGAGACUUCUAAGAUCUGCUAAACUGUCAUUGUUGAAAAGUUCCAUUUAAGAUUGCAGAUUACUUCUGAAGAGUGUUAAAGUUAAGGGUGCGUUUAAAAUUUCCCAUAAGUUUAAGGGUCUGGGACUCUUAUAAGUGGAAACAUUUCGUUUUAGUAGGUAAUUAGUACUCGUAGAUGAUUGUUAGAAUCGCUUUUGCAUUUUGUACAUGUAGAGAAUUGUCGCAUGCUUAAUCAGAGUCAGUUAAUAUAAUUAAACAUAAAACUCGUCUCUCUGACUCUGACAUAAUUAUGUCAGCAACAUGUGUAGCAGCCUUUGUUAUUCCGUGAUCUUGUUUCCCUCCUUUUUGUGAACAAUUCUCUAUUUUUUGGUUGUUAUUUUAUUUUUCAACAUACAUUGACUGAACUAGAACUGAACUCAAACUAAUUGAAAAAUCGGCCAGUACCCAAUCACAUUUCUUAAAAAACUGAUUAAACGACACCUUGGUAUUUCACUAUUUAUCGAUAAAACAGGUCGCAAGCCCGUGGCCAUACCUAAGGAUACUUCGCAUAUGAACUAUAACAUGUUUUAGACAUGUUGUGUAUAGUAUGUAUAUGAACGUAAACAAGCCAAUGACUGAUUAAUUGUAGGGGGGAAUGGAAAGGUUAUCACUAGGAACAAAUGUGGGAACAAGUUAUCCCAAGCGUAAAAAAGAGGGGGGUCAGCCCCCACGGCUUUAACUACCUUUUUCUUUAGGCCAGUUAAGUUAAAGUAUGCGUUUUUCGAUCUGUCAUAACGCAACUUGGAACAGUUAUUUCAGGAAAAGUUGCUAAGUAUUAAGGAGUCUUUUGCUCGUUAAUAUGGCGUCAAUGACUUGGCAAAGUUAAGAUGGCUAAUACUACUAAAUGUUAUGACAAACAACUUCCUUGUAGUUUGGUUUUAGCCUGAGAGCAA